ACGGAGCGAGAGGGAUUGAGACGCGGCCAGUGCGACACACACACACACACACACACACACACACACACACGCUGAGAGAAAGUGGGAAAUCCCGCUUUCUCGUUAUUUUGUCUCGUUGUUGUUUCACUUCAGGACCGGUGAAGGAUUUGAGGCGGAAGCUCCAGAAAGACAUGCCCAGACACAAUAUGGAAACACAGAGGAGUCAAUGGGAUCCGCUCAUGAGAUCGCCGUGGAUGGUGAGAGUGGAGCAGAGCCCCGCCUCCUCGGGGGCGGAGUCAGACACCGAAGGCAGCAGCACAGAGACCGAACGGCAUCGAGUCAAACAGGGAGGCGGAGUCUCGCUGACAUCACCGUCGAUGCUGCUGCAGCAGCGAAUCACGGAGCUCGACCAGCAGAGGGAGGAGCUAAAGAUUGAGCUGCAGCUGGAGGUGGCGCUGCUGCGCGGGGAGCUGCAGGCCGAAGAGGAGUGUCUGCGCAGACACACAGAGCAGCUGCAGGUGCUGCAGGAGAAGGACAGGCAGCGCAGGAGCCGGCAGCGGGCCAGCAGACAGAAGGAGCGAGUCCAGCUGGAGGAGCAGCGGCUGAAGGUGGAGGAGAUGAGGAGGAGGUGUGAGGAGAAGCAGAAACAGAUUCCCUCGCAGCCAGAGGACCAGCGAGAGCCGCUGCUGCUUCAGCUGCAACAGGAGAGGGAUGCUCUGGAGGCCACAGUGCGAGCGUUUGAAGACAUGGAGUUCCACGUUCUGGAGCUGGAGAGCGGAGUGGAAGACGAGCGAGAAGGAGAGGAUGGAGAAAGUCAAACGGUCAUCGAAAGAGAGAUAAGCAGAGUACAGCACACGCGCAACGCAUCUCAGGAACGAGUCCAGCGACUGGAGAAGCAGCUGAAGGAAAUGGAGAAAGAAAAGGAGAAAGCGCUGAGCUCCCUCAGACAGGAGAGAAAGGAGCUGCUGCACAGCUCUCAGAGGGUUUUGAAAGAGAAGAAGCCGCUCACUGAUUGGUCCAACAUCACUGGCUCCACCCCCUGCGUGAUGUCACUCAGCCCUCUGACCAUUCACAAGGCAGCGCAGGAAUCACUGAAGGACGGAUCCAGUUUGCCUCGCAGACGCAGCUCGCACAAGAAGAACACAGACAGACCGCUCUCUGCACAAGUGUUGGUGCGCAUGACUCCAGACAGGUCGCCUCGCCUUCCUCAUCUCGCCCACAGACUGAGUAAUGGACACUGUAACGGGCUGAGAUCAGCAGCACAGAGCGAUGGGAACGACUCGCACACACCGUGCAACAGCACCAGCAACUCCCGCGCGCCCAGCCCGCAGAGCCUCCUGGAUUUAGUGGAGAUGGAGCAGAAACUCCGAGAGGCCAAAGCGGAGCGGGAACGUCUGCUGAAGGAGAGAGAGGAGCGACUUCUGGCAGAACAACGCCGAGAGAAAGAGCUGGAAUCUGUCCAAAUGCAGACGGAUGCACGGAAAGCAGAGCUGCACGACGAGGAGCGACUGCAGAUCAACUCAACACACAGAAACCUGGAGCAGGGCGUCCCGCUGUCUCUGACGGUGAACUUUGACCUGCGGGCUCACGUGGAGGCUCUGGGUCAUAACGUGUCGGGCUGUAUGGGGGUCAGUCUGUCUCCCCGGAGGGGCGGCGGCUUUCUAGCAUCCAUUGCUGAGACACUGAAACUGACGGACUGGAGUGCUCAGGGCGUCCCGCUGUCUCUGACGGUGAACUUUGACCUGCGGGCUCACGUGGAGGCUCUGGGUCAUAACGUGUCGGGCUGUAUGGGGGUCAGUCUGUCUCCCCGGAGGUGCGGCGGCUUUCUGACCAAACGAGGAGGACGAGUGAAGACCUGGAGGAGGAGGUGGUUCAUCUUCGAUCUGGACCACCAGAGACUGGCCUACUACACCGAACUCGAUGAGAAGAAACUCAAAGGCGUGAUUUACUUCCAGGCCAUCGAGGAGGUUUAUUACGAUCAUCUGCGAACAGCUACAACAUCUCCGCGGCCGAGUCUCACCUUCUGUGUGAAAACAUACGAGCGGCUCUUCUUCCUGGUGGCUCACAGCGCUGAAGCCAUGAGGAUCUGGAUGGACGUUAUAGUCACAGCCACAGACGAACACAGCAGAUACUGA
Molecule: messenger RNA, 2114 nt
Organism: Sinocyclocheilus anshuiensis
Lineage: Eukaryota; Metazoa; Chordata; Actinopteri; Cypriniformes; Cyprinidae
Product: pleckstrin homology-like domain family B member 3
Exons: 17
Coding region: 171-2114 (647 amino acids)
Source: RefSeq, a predicted model, not a curated record